AAAGUGCAGAAAACAAACCCAAGGCGAUCACAACAGCAGCCGCGGCGGCGGCAGCAGCAGGAGGAGGAAAAGUUGGAGCUGGGCUGGCGCUGCGGAGUGGCCGGGCCCAGCGAAGCUCCCAUUCAUUAAGUCGCCAGCUGCGGAGGAAGGUGGCCGAGCGCCCGGGCUGCCCACUCGCUCGCUCGCUCUCCCAGGCACACGCCAGCCCAGCGCGCCCCGAGCCGCGCAGCUCUGUACAACUUUCUGCUCGGGAUUUGGCUCUCUUCCUCUUGGACUUUCCAACGAUUUGGGGUUGAGAGAGGAAGAAAGCAGAGGCACCCAAGGGGAGCAGAAAACACCACCGUCUGUGUUGAAAGCAGGCAGCGAAGCCGCACUCUCGGCUCCCUCCGCUCCCCAAACCCGGGCCGACCCGCCACUCUCCUGAGCUGCCUCGGCCAGGAAGCGAGCCCCGCGUCUGCGUGUGUGUCCGCUAUUGCGGGGCGUCUUCGCGGGGCAGCCAGCGCCAUGCAAAACUACAAGUAUGACAAGGCGAUCGUCCCGGAGAGCAAGAACGGCGGCAGCCCGGCGCUCAACAACAACCCGAGGAAGGGCGGCAGCAAGCGGGCGCUGCUCAUCUGCCUCGACCUCUUUUGCCUCUUUCUAGCCUCCUCGACAGAACUCUGCUCUGUGCAGCGGAUGCACCUUCCUCUGCCUCCCAGGACCUGCCUGCUCACAAUCAGGGGACCCAGGUGCAGCAGAUGCUGACGCAGUCCAUGCCGUGAAGAGUUACAAAGCAAGAAGAAAUUCGGAAGCUAUGGGCAAGGCACACAGGCCUCCACUGGGACAGCACAGGCAUUGUGAGAGAUGCUUCAACCGUCACUGCCACAUUCCCGUGGAGCCCAAUGUCUCCUGCAUGAUGAUAAACUGCCACCUGUCCUGUGGUGCCACCUUCCACAUGUGUAAAGAGGCAGAGCAUGAGCUCCUCUGCCCUUUAGAGCAGGUUCCAUGCCUCAACUCUGAAUAUGGCUGCCCCCUUUCCAUGUCCCGCCACAAGCUGGCCAAGCACUUGCAGGUGUGUCCCGCCAGCGUGGUCUGCUGCUCCAUGGAGUGGAACCGCUGGCCAAAUGUGGACUCCGAAACACCCCUUCAUAAGAACAUCAUGAAAGAGACCCCCAGUGAGGAGUGUUUGGACACAGCCCUGGCCCUCCAGGACCAGAAGGUCCUUUUCAGAUCUUUGAAAAUGGUAGAACUUUUCCCAGAAACUAGAGAGCCCACGGAGGAGGAACCUACUAUGAAUGGUGAAGCCAGCUGGGAAGAAAUGGGAGGAGCGGUGGGUGGAGUAAAUGCUGGUUUAGUGCCACAUAGCUCCCAGUUGGCCACUAAAGAAGAGAUGGCAGAACUGAGUCAAGAAGAACUCCAGGUGUUGGCCAAAACCAAAGAAGGGAUGGACCUGGAAAAGUUUAGCAAGUGGGAAAAUAUUUUCAGCAAAGAGCAUGCAGCCUCUGCUUUAACAAACUCAUCAGCAAGCUGUGAGAAGAAGAGCAGUAAUGGCCCAGGGAAAGAACAGAUUUCCAUCACCAAUAACAUGAUAGGAGAGGCCAGUGCCGAAGAGAAAGAAUCACAAGAGAACCAGAGACAGCAGGACUAUCAUGCAGCUAUGGAAACAACAGGGCUUGCCCCUUGGCAGGAUGGUGUUCUGGAGAGACUGAAAUCGGCUGUGGAUGCAAAGGACUAUAAUAUGUAUCUGGUGCACAAUGGGAGGAUGCUUAUCCACUUCGGUCAGAUGCCUGCUUGUACACCUAAGGAGAAAGACUUUGUUUAUGGCAACCUAGAGGCUCAGGAAGUAAAGACUGUAUAUACCUUCAAAGUUCCUGUGAGCUACUGUGGGAAGCGGGCUCGUGUUGGAGAUGCCAUGUUGAGUUGUAAGCCAAGUGAACACAAGGCAGUAGACACUUCAGACUUAGGGAUCACUGUGGAGGACCUGCCCAAAUCAGAUCUCAUCAAGACCACCCUCCUGUGUGCUUUGGAAAGAGAACUCAAAGGUCACGUCAUCUCUGAAUCCAGGAGCAUUGAUGGGCUAUUCAUGGAUUUUGCUACCCAGACAUACAAUUUUGAGCAAGAACAGUUUUCCUCUGGAACAGUGCUGGCUGACCUCCUAACCACUGCCAACCCAGAGGGGCUCCAUGUGGAACUCCACAGUGAGUGUGUGACCAGGAGACACAACAAGAGCAGCUCUGCCUUCACUUUCACCUGCAACAAAUUCUUCAGGAGGGAUGAAUUCCCCCUGCAUUUCAAGAAUGUCCACACAGACAUUCAGUCAUGUCUUGAUGGCUGGUUUCAGCAUCGGUGCCCCCUUGCCUACUUGGGAUGUACAUUUAUUCAAAACCAUUUCCGUCCCCCAGGGCAAAAGGCAAAAUUGAUCUAUAGUCAAGAGCUCAAGACCUUUGCCAUCAAGCCGGAGGUUGCUUCAGAGCUGAAUGAGGGAAGGAAGAGCAACCAUCUCUCAGGCCCUAGAGGAAAAGGCCAAAAUUCUCUAACCAGCCUGCCCUUGGAGAUUUUGCAGUACAUUGCUGGGUUCUUGGACAGCAUCAGCCUGUCCCAGCUCUCCCAGGUGUCUGUGCUUAUGAGGAAUAUCUGUGCCACUUUGUUACAAGAGAGAGGGAUGGUACUCCUGCAAUGGAAGAAGAAGAAGUAUUCCCAUGGAGGCACCUCCUGGAGAGUCCACAAAGAGAUCUGGCAAUUCAGCAGCCUCUUCUCUAAGAUCAACAGCUGGGAAUUUAAUGAAGUCACCUCCAUGUCCGAGCACCUGAAGACAUGUCCUUUCAAUGUUGUAGAGCACAAGACUGACCCAAUUCUUUUGACCAGCAUGUGUCAGCCCCAGGAGCAGGCCCGAGAGAGCUUGGUCACCACCUUUAGAGCCAGACCACAAGGAAGACAAACCAACUAAAGAUUCAGAUACCACCAUUCUUGAAUUUCUCCUCGGAGUUACUGAAAGUAGGACAGAGCGUGGCUUGGGGAACUUCCCUCUGUAAACUGCAUAUAGGCUUAUCUGAGUGUAUUAGAACAUUCAUUGUCCUUCAAGGUCUAAGAAUUCCCUAAUCCCUGCCUUGUACAAUUGCUAUAGUACCAUAUUGAUGACUUAUUUCCUUUCCUUUUUUAUUUCUAAGAUAAAUCAGGUUGAAGAGAAAGUAGGUAACAAGGUCAUUGAGGAAGAUAAGCCCCAUUUCUUAGAAAUGAGAGAGCAAUGAAUUCCAUAACCAGUAUAGGCCUGUGCUUUUAUUGGGGGUGGGAGGUCAGUUUAUAAGCACGUUCAGAUUUGUGGGGCAGGCAAUACAGGGAUAUGGACUAAGGUUCCGGUCCUCCAUGGUGAAGGGUUCACCGUUUGAAGGUUCUGGGGCUGAGGUUGUCUUGACAUUCAAGCCCAGGGCUGGUGUUAGUUGCCCCACUGCCCCUAAGCCAAGACAGUCUGAACACAGCCCUACAGAAUAGAGACCUUGGCUGAGCACAGUAGCCUUGAAGAGACCACAACCAAAGAAUAAAAGGCAGAAAUUAGGUCAGAGAGUUUGUUGUGCAGAAUCUUGGCAACAUAUAAGAAAACCUUGAAAAAUGAAGAGUCCAUAAGACACAAUAUUCAUGGAGAAAAUUAGGGCAAAAAGCCUCAAGCCUACAUCUAAACAUUUUAAUAAUGACUUAAGAGUCAAGGUUCUUUUCUUCUGAAAACAAUAGGUCUGGAUUAUGAAGAACAUUGCAUAGCCCAGCACCAGCAACCACUGCAGGUACUGCGGCACCAGUCACCAGGUCCUAGACACCACCUGAGUAACUCAGGGAUCUUAGGAAGGAAGUCAUGGAACAAUAGUGGUUCCCUGUCAUUGUUCCUACAUAUUAUUGGUCGUCUUCAGGUGUCAAAAAUGGGUGACACUGCUAGUUUUGGGUAACAAACAGUGAAACUUAUGAGAACAAAACUAAAAGAAAAAUACACAAUUGAAACUGACUUCCCCUAAAGCAGGGUUUCUAGGAACUGCUGACAUUGUGCACUGAAUAAAUCUUUGUCAUGAGGGACUGUCCUGUGUGUCAUAUGACAUCUUGCAGAAUCCUUAGCCUCUAGCCAUAGUACACCCACAGCUGUAACAACCAAAACUGUCUCCAGACAUUGUUAAAUAUCCUCUGAGUCACUCCUGGUUGAGAACCACUGCCCUAAAAGAUGACAUACCAGUGGCAGUAAGUUGGGAUCAGCUGUUUAGUAUAGCAAAAUCUUCUCUCACACAUAGUGACUUCAUCAGCUCCGUAUUUACUAAGUAGGUUCUAGAGACACAUGGAGAUAUUAACUUGUGCAUUGGAUCAAGUGGAGCUGGUUUGUUUGGUGUGCCUGUAUGCCCUGGGGUUAUGUUCAAAAGCAGAUUCCUUCAGCUCUCUCCCAGUGUAGCUGAAGCGAGGAAAGUUAAGCUACUUAUCUUGUGUUUACAUCCCUCUCACUUUAAUUGGUGCCAUAUUCUCAGUCCUAGCAGCCCUCAAACAAGUGAGAAAGAAGGGAAAGGAAGUCAGACACUGUGGGCGAGUAGAGAACAAAGAAUUUAGCCAACAAUAACAACCAAAAUGAGGCUAGUUGAUCUGGAUGCUUGUUGUCGCCUGGAUCUCUCUCUCUGAACAUGGUCUGACGCUGGUGUAGAUGAAGUAGGUGGCACCUCUGAGAAAAGUCAAGAAGCAUCUGAGCAAGUCCCAGAACAGAAGUAUGCUCAUCUUUUCAUUAGAAUAUGCCACUUGAUACUAUUUGGUUAUGUAACUCAUUCUUAUGGUUUGGUUUAUAUUGCACAUUUGUAUAUAAGGCAACAUUUUCUAAAAAUAGAGAGUGUGAGCUAAUAUUUUAUUCAGUGAAGAUGAGUAACUAGAAACAACUAAACACUAACGUGGGAAGGGUAGGAGGAGGGAGAUUUCUUCAGGUAUCAGCUCCAUGUAUUUUGGCUCAAGUCCUUAUAUGAAAAAAGAAAGCUCCUAAAGUCCAUUCUGGGUCUUGCAUUUUACUAGAAGAAAAGAAAGAAAGGGGAGCCAAGGGAGAUACAAACUAGGGGCUACUGUUAGAUGGGAGAGAAGUAUAGAGAAAGGAAGAGAGCAGAGGGCUUUCCUUUUGCAAUCUGGGUGGGUGGGGGCAGGCAGGGCUCAGGGAGCAAUCAGGACAGUGCCACACUGCUCUGUGGGCUGCACAGUUUCUGUCACACUUUACUUUACUUGUUGCUGCCUUCACAGCAAUAUAGAAUCAAUCAACAUCAUCAAACACAUUUUGUAAGAUAUCUAAUUGUACAUAUUGCAGAAAAGCAGGAUACCGCAGUAUAUGCACUGGUUUAUACAAACAAGCACAUUUUAUGGUGAGAGGGCAGUUGGAGCAAAAGGAAAACCUCUUAUGAGACAGAAUUAGGCAGAAGAUGAUCUGGUUAGUGAGGUAAGGCUGUAGUGAGUAGCAUGGGCAGAAAGCGUUAUCUAACAGAGGCAAGAUGGUUAGACAUGGCUUCAGACUAAGAAGCACUGAGGGGAGUGGAAAGGGACAGUGUACCCAGGAAUAGGAGCCUGGAUGGAAGAUGUCUAUGAGGAGAGCCCUUGAUGAGUAUCACCACCAAGAUAAUCAGUUCAGAGUAGAAAUCAGCCAAAGUGGAGGGAGAGGUCUGGAGAACUGAGGCAGUUCUGUAAAACUGUUGCUUUAAUAGAACCGGGGUCUGGAAAAGAAGUUUCUGUCUUAAAAUAAAGGGAAAAGUGAAAAAAGCAAGGAGGGACUUGGAGAUGUAACCAGAAAACCACUGUAAAAUUCUGAUCUGUGUGUGAUGGCAAAUAAAACUGAAGUGAAGAAGGGGGUUGUGUAUAUCUAUGAUGGCUUACCUUUGUGUACUGGAAAUCCCAACGUCUCUAUAAGCAAAAAUAAAAGCUGCUUUGCACUCUGAAA
Myotis myotis is the source of this 5908-nucleotide messenger RNA. It is a transcript of the gene FBXO40, whose product is annotated as F-box protein 40. Gene Ontology annotation, cellular component: cytoplasm. The record is from RefSeq and is a predicted model, not a curated record. The coding region runs from base 794 to 2926 and encodes 710 amino acids. Lineage: Eukaryota; Metazoa; Chordata; Mammalia; Chiroptera; Vespertilionidae. The transcript is spliced from 5 exons. Gene Ontology annotation, molecular function: ubiquitin protein ligase activity; protein binding; zinc ion binding.